Rhodotorula toruloides NP11 is the source of this 207-nucleotide messenger RNA. RefSeq lists its product as uncharacterized. The record is from RefSeq and is a predicted model, not a curated record. The transcript has 3 exons. Lineage: Eukaryota; Fungi; Basidiomycota; Microbotryomycetes; Sporidiobolales; Sporidiobolaceae. The coding region runs from base 1 to 207 and encodes 68 amino acids.
AUGGCCAAGGGUUCGAACGAGAUGACCGAGCACGCCGAGGCUCAGGACAGCUUCCAGUACAGGCCCAAGGAGCACGACGGAAAGAAGAAGGACGGCUCGCCUGACAAGCGUGUUAGCAGCGAGCACGGCUUCGGCGGAAACAAGGAUCUCGCAUCGGAGGCGGGCAAGCGCGGCGGCUCGAAGACCCAGGAGGACAUUGGCCACUAA